AUGAAUAUAUAAUAUAUAAUAAUAUAUUAUUCACAAAAACGAAUAAUGUAAGAUCGAGAUGACUUCUAAGGAUCCGAAUCGGACAUCGGAAGAAAAUCGGAGGAGAUUUUGUUUAAGUGUAUACGCAUAUUCAUAGCAUUGUCGAUUUAUAUAAUUUUGCAAUUAAUAGCAAUUCGAAUUGAAUAUUAGAUCAAAUGGAUUAUAAUUGGACUUAUAUUUUUUGUAUGCGAUUCAGUCAUAUGGAUCUUAAGUAUCAAAUGGCUAUGUAUUUAAUAAAUAUUUUACUAGAUUAAUAGUAAUAUCCAAGAAUUGCCAAAGUAUUUUUAGCAAUUGCUUAAAAUUCUACUCUAGGAUUAUUACCUAUUUUUAUAAUACUACUUUGUUUAUAACUUGAUGGUAUCAUAAAUCAGAAUCCCAUUCUAAUUGUUUUACCUUUGUUUGUUUGGAAAAUUUUAUUAUUAUCAUUCCUAAUUUUUAUAAUACCAGGAUUAUGUGAUGAUAAUUAUGGAUCUAAAAAAUGGGUAGCUGUCAUUUUAAUUUAUUAUAUAUCCAUCAUUUAUACUGAAAUCAUAGCAUUAAUUUAGUUACAAUAACAUUUUAAUUGGUUUUGGGUUGUUUCAUUAUUGUUGUUUGCCAUAUUUUACAAUAUUGUCACACUCAUUUCAGAUUGUUCUAUUUCUAUAAUAUGGCCAUGCUUUAUUUUAGUAUGUUUCAUUUAUUGUUUAACACAAUUAACAAUUAUUUUAAAUGAGAUAAACAAUGACUAAUAACCAUCAAAAUCUAUUUAAUAUUUAACUAUAAUGCCAAUUCUAAUAAUUAGUCUAAUUAAUUUAAUCAAAUAAAUAAUUGUGUGA
Paramecium primaurelia is the source of this 854-nucleotide messenger RNA. The record is from the annotation of a GenBank genome assembly. NCBI's taxonomy places the organism in Eukaryota, Ciliophora, Oligohymenophorea, Peniculida, Parameciidae.